GCCUCUCUCUCUCUCUCACACAAGGGUUUUACUUGAGGCUUCUUAAACCCGCGGCCAUGGCUAUGAGGGCAACAACGGCGGCGCACCGUGGUUUGCGGCGGCUAUUCUGCACAAAUUCAGCCUCUUUCCCUUUCAUUCCUUCGCCGCCGUCAGGGGCCUCUCCCGCCCCCGCCAGACAGACGGCUGAACCCAACACCAACCUCUUUGUCUCGGGGCUUAGCAAGCGUACUACUACCGAAAGACUACGAGAAGAAUUCUCGAAGUUUGGUGAAGUUGUCCAUGCGAGGGUGGUAACUGAUCGAGUCUCAGGUUAUUCUAAGGGGUUUGGUUUUGUGAAAUAUGCUACAAUAGAAGACGCUGCUAAGGGCAUUGAAGGCAUGGAUGGCAAGUUUUUGGAUGGUUGGGUUAUAUUUGCAGAGUAUGCAAGACCAAGACCACCACCGCGAGAUUAUGUAAAUAACAAUAAUCCUCAAUAUGGCCGACAGUGAUUCCUGUUUUUUGUCCGAAACAUUCUUGUGUCUCGUUGAACUGGUUUUUCCUUCAAGUAGCAAUUGCUAUUCACAAAGUUUGAGUUACAAAGGUAUGGAUGUUUGGGUGAUCUUAAAUUACCUAUAAAAGUUUUAGAUUAUUGUAUUGGAAGGAUAACCUUCUACGACGUUGUAAUGCAAGAUUUAUCUUUGAUAGCCCUGAACUGCUUGUGGCUAUGGUUACUUCUUAGUAGCUUCAU
Abrus precatorius (Indian licorice) is the source of this 727-nucleotide messenger RNA. Its product is annotated as organelle RRM domain-containing protein 2, mitochondrial. The transcript has 4 exons. Gene Ontology annotation, molecular function: RNA binding. The record is from RefSeq and is a predicted model, not a curated record. Lineage: Eukaryota; Viridiplantae; Streptophyta; Magnoliopsida; Fabales; Fabaceae. Gene Ontology annotation, biological process: mitochondrial mRNA modification. The coding region runs from base 57 to 488 and encodes 143 amino acids. Gene Ontology annotation, cellular component: mitochondrion.